GAAAUAGUCUCAAGCUUUUUUUUUGCCGUUUUCUGCUUUUUUUCUUCUUUUAAAAAUCUAAUUGUACCUGGAUGCUGUUCCACAGAAACAACCCUAGUUUACCUGGUCCUUUCUCAAUCAUUUAUUUAUCAGAAAACGCCUGGUCAUGGUGUGCCAAGACUCUGGCAGAUAAGAUCGAUUGUACCCUUUAGUCUUUGCCUUUGGUACUAUGCACACUUUGAUCUUGUGCAGAAUGCAGCUGGACAGUGCCUAAUGUUUAAAGUACAUUGUGUCAUGGACGGACAGAAUUACCAGCACAUCCAUCAAACUGAUACUGCAAUGUAUGCUCUGCCAAAUAUCCAAACCACAUUCUGCUCUCCAGCAACGGAGAAUCAGAUGCUGAAUCCCAAUUUAUGGAACCAUAUUCCAUACUCGUAUCCAACAUAUCCUGCCACAGUUCCUCUAAAUGAUCACCGGCAGAUUUUUCGUACACCAAAUCAACCAUUUUCAGAUAGUUUACCCAUCAAUGGUCAAAACUAUGAAGAGUCAAGCUUGGAAUCAAUAUUCCAACUUAGAAAUGGAGAACAUAUACAGGAUUUCAAUUGUAUGGAUGAUAAUUCCCUUUUCUCAUCACCUGAUCCAUCACUAUCUGAUAUUGCUGAUACUGAGGAUUUUAAUCUGGAUGUUCUUAAUCCAAGUAUUUGGGAUUCAAGACUAGAUUCCAGUUUAGAGGUCUGUAUUGAAAGGCUUGCACAUCCAUUUCCACUAAAUCUGCCAUUUUCAAAUCAUCUACAAAUCAGUAAUGGGCCGACACACUCCUUUCAGACUCCACCCCAACCAGAAGAGGAAGAAGAUGCUGACGAUGAGGAGACAGAAGAAUUGGGCCACGCAGAAACAUAUGCAGAAUAUGUACCUUCCAAAUCUAAAAUUGGAAAUAGUCAUCCAGACAAAGUAGUUGAAACAAGUACUUUAUCAAGUGUGCCUCCUCCGAAUAUCAGAUACACACUCUGCCUUCCUGAAGCUACAAUUUCAAAUGGCUCUUUGUCUGCACUACAACUAGAAGCAAUCAUAUAUGCAUGUCAGCAACACGAAAUCUUGUUGGAAAAUAACCAUCGUGCAGGGUUCCUCAUUGGUGAUGGAGCUGGUGUUGGAAAGGGAAGAACUGUGGCUGGUAUUAUUUAUGAAAAUUAUAUAAAGGGCAGGAAAAAGUCAUUGUGGUUUAGUGUCUCCAAUGACCUGAAAUAUGAUGCUGAACGGGAUCUUAGAGACAUUGAUGCUUCAAAUAUUCCAGUGCAUGCUCUCAACAAGAUAAAGUAUGGUGAUACAGCUACUUCUGAAGGUGUAUUGUUUGCAACGUACUCUGCAUUGAUUGGUGAAAGUCAGGCUGGUGGUCAACACAGAACGAGGCUAAAACAGAUUCUGGAUUGGUGUGGGGAGCACUUUGAUGGCGUUAUUGUAUUUGAUGAAUGUCACAAAGCAAAAAAUGUCUGUGUGAAUGGCAGUACCAAAUCCACCAAAACAGGCCUGGCUGUCUUAGAGCUGCAAAACAGAUUGCCAUUUGCACGAGUUGUUUAUGCAAGUGCCACAGGUGCCUCGGAACCAAAAAACAUGGCUUACAUGUGCCGCUUGGGUAUUUGGGGAGAGGGCACGCCCUUCCGCCAGUUUGAGGAUUUUCUUCAUGCUAUUGAGAAACGCGGUGUGGGUGCUAUGGAAAUCGUUGCCAUGGAUAUGAAAGUUAGUGGCAUGUAUAUUGCACGGCAACUGAGCUUUGCUGGAGUGACAUUCAGAAUAGAAGAAAUACCUCUGGAUCAAAGUUUCCAACUUGUAUAUAACAAAGCAGCUGUACUGUGGGCUGAAGCAAUGAAUGUUUUCCAACAAUCAGCAGACCUAAUUGGUUUGGAAUCCAGAAAAUCUCUUUGGGGGCAGUUUUGGUCAGCACAUCAACGCUUCUUCAAGUAUCUGUGUAUUGCUGCCAAAGUCAAGCGUUUAGUAGAAAUAGGCAAGCAAGAAUUACAGAAGGGCAAGUGCAUUGUUAUUGGACUGCAAUCCACAGGUGAGGCUCGGACACGAGAAGUACUUGAUGAGAAUGAUGGCCGCCUUAACCAAUUUGUAUCUGCUGCAGAAGGUGUCUUUAAGUCACUCAUUCAGAAGCACUUUCCUUCAAUAAAGAGAAAGAAAGAAAAAGGAACAGGGAUGAAAAGAAAACGAAAAUCACACGUUCGCAACGUAAAACACUUGAAAACUGUGUCAGAAUAUGUAUGUUUGUUGAAAAGCAGUGAUGACAGCAGCUGUGAUUCGGACGUUGAUACUGACAGUGACCCGAACUCGUCACCUUCAUCUGCCAUGGAGAUAUCUGAAGAGAAUGAUCUCAUUGCUUUGGAUACUCCAAAUGAUUUUCGAUCUACAGAGAAAGCAACACUAGAUUAUGUAGAGAAAAUGAAAUGGGAUCUGUUAGCAAAGGUUGAACUACUAGGAAAAGAACUACCUCUGAAUACACUGGAUGAACUGAUUGACUUGUUCGGUGGUCCUGAGCAAGUCGCUGAGAUGACUGGAAGAAAGGGACGUGUUGUUCGCAAACCAGAUGGCUCAGUUUGUUAUGAGUCAAGAGCAGAACAAAAUUUGUCCAUCGACCAUGUGAAUUUAAAGGAAAAGGAGCGGUUCAUGAAUGGGGAUAAGUUUGUAGCUAUUAUCUCUGAAGCAGCCAGUUCGGGAAUUUCACUGCAGGCUGAUAAAAGAAUAAAAAACCAACGAAGAAGAGUGCACAUGACCCUAGAAUUGCCUUGGAGUGCAGAUCGUGCAGUUCAACAAUUUGGUCGUACUCAUAGAUCAAACCAAGUGUCAGCUCCAGAAUAUAUAUUCCUCAUUUCUGAACUUGCAGGCGAAAGACGUUUUGCCUCCAUUGUUGCUAAGCGUCUGGAAAGUCUGGGUGCUUUGACUCAUGGUGACCGAAGAGCAACAGAAUCCAGAGACCUCAGCAAGUACAAUUUUGAUAACAAGUAUGGAACUAAAGCACUGGAUAAGAUAAUUAAAACCAUCUUGGGUCAAAUUGAAAACAAAGUACAACCACCAAAAGAUUACAUUGGAGGUUCCAGUUGUUUUAUAGAAGACAUGAGACAGGGACUGAUGGCUGUUGGGAUAUUUUGCAAAGAAAAUCGUUAUGGAUCUAUCAAUGUGGAAAAAGACUGCAGCAUCACAAAGUUCCUGAAUCGAAUUCUUGGACUCGAGGUUCAUAAACAAAAUGCACUUUUUCAGUAUUUUACAGACACAUUUGAUUAUCUCAUUGAGAAGGACAAAAAAGAUGGAAAAUAUGACAUGGGAAUUCUAGAUCUAGCUCCAGGAGUAGAAGAGAUAUACGAGGAAAGUCAGCAGAUCUUCCUUACACCAGGACAUCCACAGGAUGGACAAGUCGUUCUUUAUAAUAUAAGUGUGGACAGAGGCAUGCCCUGGGAAGAGGCUUAUCAGAAGUCACUCACUUUAACGGGACCUAAUGAUGGUUUCUACCUUUCGCACCGGCUUAGAGGAAAUGAGCCUUUUGCACUUUUGGCUGAGCAAAUCACUGUGAAGCAUUAUGUGUUGUAUAAACCAAAUAUUGGCAAACAAAUACAACCAGAAAGUUUUGAUAACUUAAGGAAAAAAUACAAAAGAGUUGAACCAGAAGAAGCCAAAGAAAUUUGGCAAAACCUGUAUAGUUUCUCAUUCAGAAAAUGCAGUCACGCAGCUUGGAAUGGGAAGUGUAAAAUAGUGCAACAAGGGAAGGAGUGUGUCCAAGGAAUGCGGUUGCGCCAUUACUACAUGUUGUGCGGGGCUCUUCUAAGGGUUUGGAACAAAGUUGGAAACAUUAUGUCUGAUGUUACAAGUUCUAGUCACUUGCAAAUUGUGCGUCUAAAAACCAAGGACCAGAGAAAGCAAGUUGGUAUAAAGAUUCCUGAAGCCUGUGUUUAUGCUGUUGUUAAUGAGCUGAAGAAAAUGGACAUGGCAGUAAAGAAGAAGCAGGAGGAGAGUCGGCAGCUGCUGGCAAACCAAGUACUACAAAUAUGUCAAAGUGAAGCACAGAGUAGUUUAUCUGUAGAACAAGCAUUCACUAACAACACUCAGAUUUUAACAGAUACUUUUGACCCUGUUCAAGUUUUACAAGAGCUAUUAGGACUUGACUAUGAUGCGUUCGGAGAGCAGGAGCAAAUGCUAAAUCAGGAUCGGCAAAGUGUUAUUCAGUAUGGCCAACCGUCGCACCUCUGGGAAGCUGGCUGAAUAGCAGGAGGCUAGAAUACUGCUCUAAUAAAGUGCCUGACUCCAGUCAAAAUCCUUCUCAUCAUGCAGGCUGAAAAUUGACAAGUCAUAGAUUCACCCCUUCAGUGACACUGCCUGCAUUUAAAGAUCCAACUGAGACAAGGCUGCUUUUUUUUUGACAAUUUUCUUGAAGGUUGAAGGCUUUGAAGAUGAAUUUCUUCAACCUUUGAAUCUUUGAUAUGGCGUUAUCAGAAGCUGACAUGGUUCUUUCCUUCUCAUAUUGUAUUUUUGGUACUGUUGUAAUCAAUCAAGCACUUGCUCAUUUACACCUGGAUAUUGGAUGAGACCUCUGGAUUUGCACAAUCAAAAACCUACGAGAAGGGCGAAUUGUAUAAAAUAACAGAUAAUAAGGUUCAAUGGUUGGAAAAUAAAGUUCACCCCAACCUAAUGAAACAGAAAACCAGCUAUCCCAACAUCUGCCAUUUCAUUUGGGAACCUGCUCAAAAAGCUGUACUUCCAAGAUAGAGUAUAAUUUUCUCUGUUGUCGAGCAACUGCUGUUCUUUUAUGUAAAACGUUUUUUGGGGGGCUUAAAUAAGCACUUAACAGCAGUGUGAUUACAGUGCAGUAAACUGUUCAUGUACAAUUAAUAUGCUUUAACAAAGUGCAACAUUGUAAUGUACAAGUAUAUAAAUAUAUAAACUCUGUCAUCUUUUAAAAAGAUUGUAACAGUUUUAUACCACACAUGGUCUGGUAACUGUGGUGAUAUGUUUCUUAUUGCCACACUUGUAGUAUCAUAAAGAUGUAAAUUUAUUUCUAAAUUAUAUAUUUUAAGCAUGUGGUAUAAAUAUAUGUUGUGGAAAGCAGCAAGACUUGAUGUAUGCAUCCACAGAGUUACAAACUUUCUGACUUAAGGAUGUUAGUCAUGUCUUUAACUAUAUUGGAACAACUAUGCAAUAGCUUAUAAGAGUGUAGUUACAGAAAUUGCUGGUUAAAGUAUCGUUAUAUGCUUAUAUAUGUCCCCCUUGAAAUAUUUACUUUAACCUGGAAACGUCACUCUUGUGUAGAGCCACUCCAGAUGAUUGAGAAAGUUUACAGUCUCGAUUAUAAUUGAAGUUAAAGCAAAUUAAGUCAGAUUGUUCUGUCUGAAUCUUGUAAGGAACCAUGUUGGAAAAUUUGAGAGUCAGUUGGAGACAGAAGAGUAACUUGGUUGUGUGUUCAAAACAUAAUUGAUUUGACAAGAAUGUGAAUUCUGGCAGAAAAACUGUCUUAAUUUGCUUUACUUCAUUUUAAAAAAAAAAAGAAAUAAAGUCAUAUUUUGUCAUUUUAUUUAUUUUUAUCCUUUUAAAUGCUGUUUUUAUGGCUUUUUUUCCCUCUAUAUUCAUGUCUACCCUGCAGGUUACCCUGCAUUAAUCUCCUCUUACUAAUCACUAUUCCUUCAGGAAAAUGCAGUAGAAAUCUUUGUUCUUCAGUCAUUCAGUAAUUCACUAGCAAUACCAUUGUAGAGCAAAGGAGCUGCACUGGUUGGAAAAAUAUGCAACUUUUUAAAGUAAAUGACUCCAUGCUGGAGGUUUCUUGUAAAGUGAAAUCUGUUGCUCAGAAUAUUGUCAGUAUUGGUACUGUAAACCUACUGAUUCAUUUGGAGUGACCUAAAGAUUACUUUAUGAAAGCCUGGUUCCUUGCUUAUAGGUAAAAAGUUCCUUUCAUUGUCCUGCCAUUCAAAACUGGGAGUAAUCACUGGGGACAAGAAGCAGUUCAGUUCUUUAGUAACCCUUGCAUUGGUUUCACGCACACUUGCAUCACUUAACUCAGGUACAGGAAAGUUAUCUCGAUCCAGUGGGUAUACAUACUGAAACUUGGCAGAAUCAGAAUGGUGAUAUUUAAGAAGUCAUUUUUUAUAGAUUGAAAUUAAGAUCUGACAUAAUUGCUAUCAUAAGAUUUGCCUAAAAUCUGCAUCACAAUUUUUUAGUUAAACUGACAUGCAUGUACUCUAUAAAUCAUUUUAUUCAAGGCUGAUGCUCAGCUUGUGAAUUUUGUGAGAUUCACUAAUUUCUUUUAAGCAUGUAAGGGUUACAAUACCCAAGAUAACUAAUCCAGUGCCUAAACAUAGUUUGAUAUAUCCAUUCCUGUUGAUGACUCCAGAGUUCUGGUGGAUAUAAAUUCAAGCAAAUAGAAGCUCAAUAAAAUAAAAGUAAUAGUUCACAGUUAUAACUGACCUAUCGCACCUUUGGACCAAGGAUGGUUUGGAACAAUACAAAGAGCAAAAUAGUGGCCUUUAACUGUCAACCAGUUUAGGUGAAUUGACAAACAUGACAGCUUGAUUUAGUGUGAGAGGAAUGUGUAAUAGCCACUAUUUGAUAUUGUGAAUAAAUGAUUAACACAUUCAAACCAAACAUUAUGGUAUUCAUAUUAAUGCUGCUGUUGCUUGAUAGAGAAGCUCUUUGAAUGGAGCAGUGAGUUCUGGGAAUUAGACAGGUAGGUUAGAAAUAAAGAACCAAACCAAACGCACUCAGCCUUUAAUUGAUGGAAAAUUGCUGAUGUCAUAAUAGUUGAUAUUUAAUGGAUUAAAAGAAAGCAUAUCUUGAUCACUUCCUCUUCCUGAAUGUAAUGGAUUGUAAGAUCAUUGCCAGAAUCAUUUUUGCUUCUGUUCAUUUUGAAGCUUUGCUCCAACCAUUGCAUUAUUUGUUCUCCGUAAUCACAAGCCCAGUUGUAUUUUUUUUGCUUGAUAUACAGAAAGGAACAACUAACAUAGGUUGUGUGCAGUAACAGGGAACAAUGAGAAGAUGGUGAAAUAGGGAAGAUGUAUGUAAUUUUUGCUAAUAAAAAGCACCCAACUAUAAAUGUUCUAUCGGCUUAAUGUAAGUUUAAACAAAUUUAAUUCAGGGACUGCUGUAAAACUUAAAAACUUGUAUUAAUCUGUCAUUCAAAAUUUUGAAUGCACUGUAAUAUUAGAAACCAGAUAUUAUUUGCUUCUGUGCCCGUACAUUACUAUUUUCACCAAGUAUUCUAACAAGGAUAGAACACAAAUACCAAAGUAUUCACCAUCUUAAGUUGCCUGCUUAUGAAAUCUCUUUGCCUCAGGAACCAAUCCAAUGGCCCUUUUCUACUUUUUAUAUCAGGGUUGUCUACGUGAAUUGAAUGAUUCAUGUUGCUUUUGUUCAUUAAACAGUACAUUUUGACUUUUUUACAUAAAUUAUUUUGUUAACCGAUAAGGUUCUAUUGAUUGUAGCUAUUGUAUAUGCUGUGGGUAUCUGUAAACAAUGCAAGCACUUUUGCCUACUUACAAUUUACUGGGUUGUCUCUGUUUUCUAUUUGUAUUUAUAAAUGUAGGAAAUGAAGUGGUAUAUAUGUAAAAAAAAAUUAUCAAAAUGUGCCUUAAACUAAUUAUUCUUAAUUUUCUACUUUCAGAGGAGGAAAAUAGUAGCAUGCUUUCAUUUUUAUGAUAAAUAAAAAACAUCCUGCAAUUA
Messenger RNA from Hemiscyllium ocellatum (epaulette shark), 7671 nucleotides. RefSeq names its product protein strawberry notch homolog 2-like. The transcript is spliced from 32 exons. Lineage: Eukaryota; Metazoa; Chordata; Chondrichthyes; Orectolobiformes; Hemiscylliidae. The record is from RefSeq and is a predicted model, not a curated record. Gene Ontology annotation, molecular function: chromatin DNA binding; histone binding. Gene Ontology annotation, biological process: regulation of DNA-templated transcription. Gene Ontology annotation, cellular component: nucleus. The coding region runs from base 253 to 4227 and encodes 1324 amino acids.